UGGAUUGCUUGCAGUGCCUCUUCCGCGGGAUAUAUGAGUGAGUGAUUGAGGACGGGGUCAGAAACCAGUUUGCCAGCUGCAAUGGGGAGAAGCAAGACCAACGCCAACCGACCGACGGCCAGCGAGGAACCCGCGGGCUACCGCGGUGGUGGACCGCCGGCCGGGGACGACGAUGGGGAGAAUCCACAGACGGUGAUGUUUCCCCCGCCGCAGGCGGCGGGCCUUGGGCCCACGAAACGCUCGUCGGCGGCGGAUAAGCCCGGCCGUCGUGGUAGACCGGUGGAUGAGUACCCUCAUGAACUGAUGUUUCAGCCUACGGCGCAAAGCCGCCCCGGUGGCUCGGUGGAUGAGUAUCCUGAGACGGUGAUGUUUCCUCCUCCGGCACCCGGCGGAUCAGUGGAGGAGUACCCUGAGACGGUGAUGUUUCCUCCACGAGCACCAGGCCACGCCGGCGGCUCGGUGGACGAGUAUCCUGAGACGGUGAUGUUUCCUCCUCCGGCACCCGGUGGAUCGGUGGAGGAGUACCCUGAGACUGUGAUGUUUCCUCCGCGGCCACCAGACCACUCCGGCGGAUCGGUGGAGGAGUAUCCUGAGGCGGUGAUGGUUCCUCCUCCGGCGACAGGUCGCCCAGUUGGACCAGUGAAAGGGUACCCGCCGACGGUUGUGUUCCCUCCGACGCAGCCGCGUCCCCCUCGUGUCGUUCAUGGUUCACAAGCGCAACUCCCCCAGCCGAGGCCGCAGCCGCUUCCUGCGCCUUCUCCGAUUGCCUACGGGAAUCCAUGGUCAACGGGACUAUUCGAUUGCGAAGGGGAUUCAACAAACACGGUCAUGACGGCCUUCUUCCCCUGCGUCACCUUCGGUCAGAUCGCUGAGAUUUUGGAUCAGGGACAAACAUCUUGCACUCUGGGGAGUCUCAUGUAUGCUCUGCUCCUGCCAAUUCUCUCCUGUGCGAUUGUUGGCACGCCUUAUCGAUCGAGGCUGAGGCAAAUGUACAACCUGGUUGAAGCUCCCGGAGAGGAUUGGAUUCUCCAUAUCUUCUGUCCAUGCUGCGCCCUCUGCCAAGAGUACAGAGAGCUCCAACACAGAGGAUAUGAUCCUUCUGUAGGUUGGAUGGGUAACCUUGCUCUUCAACAAGCGAAGACUCCUCCCAGGACGUCGCCUAUGCACAGAUGAGACAUAAGGAGAAUCUUGUUGCAGUAAAAUGUUUUCCUCUGUUCUUGUAGCUUUCACCUUAAAUUGGGGCAUGUUUCUGUUGGUCUUUGAUCAUCCUAAAGGCUGUCAUAACUGUCGCUGUAUUCUCAGUGUUCUGGUCACACUAUCUUGUUUCUAUUGAGAAUUCUGUACUCUGCGAUUUAACAUUAAUUUGCCAAUGUUUGCCAGAAAA
Molecule: messenger RNA, 1384 nt
Organism: Musa acuminata subsp. malaccensis (wild Malaysian banana)
Lineage: Eukaryota; Viridiplantae; Streptophyta; Magnoliopsida; Zingiberales; Musaceae
Source: RefSeq, a predicted model, not a curated record